Messenger RNA from Caenorhabditis auriculariae, 2244 nucleotides. The record is from the annotation of a GenBank genome assembly. Lineage: Eukaryota; Metazoa; Nematoda; Chromadorea; Rhabditida; Rhabditidae.
AUGAAGUUGACGUGUUUCUUAGUCGCAGCAGCACUCACAACUUCGGCUCUGUGUCAAGGUUUGUAGAAAAAAAGGUUCUUAAUCUUGAAAGGCGAUUUUAGCUGAUUCGGAGAAGAAGUCGGAGCUGCCAUGGAAGGAUGGAGGGGAUGGUGAGUAAUUUUAUGAAGUUGUAUUUCAAUAAAAAGUUAUUUUUCAGCUUGCAAAAACCUUCUCGAUGGGUUAUAUCCGGUGGCUCCUUGCGCUACAGAGUUUCUGACCUGUUCGGGGGGAGUUGCUCGACUUAUGGAGUGCCCGUCUGGACUCUUCUACGAUAAGCUUUCGAAAAUCUGCGAUUGGAAGCACAACGUCGCCGAAUGUUCGAAAACCGUUCUCGAAGCUGCACGAGAAGCCUCUGGAGAGUUCUCUGGAGAAGCUUCGGGUGAAAAUUCCGGAGAAGCUUCGGGCGAAAGCUCCGGAGAAGCUUCGGGCGAAGGUUCCGGCGAAUGGAUCGAUGGAGGCGAUGGUUUGAACAAUCUAACUUUUUUUUAAAUCACAGUUUUCAAGUUUGCCAAAAAUUGCCCGAUGGAAUUUAUGCUCGAGGAACGUGUGAGUCCAACUUCUUGACGUGUUCUGGCGGCAUCGCUCGAAUCAUGAACUGUCCGGCAACGCUCUUCUUCAACCCUCAAAUUUUGGUGUGCGACUGGGAAACCAACGUCAUCGGCUGCGAAGGAUCUGGAAGCUCCGGAGAAUCUUCUGGUGAGAGCUCUGGUGAAGGCUCCGGUGAAGGCUCCGGUGAAGGCUCUGGCGAAAAUGACUGGGUUGAUGCUGGGGAAGGUUAGUUUUCAUUUUCAUUCAAUCAAAGUUUAUGAUUUUUUUUUCAGUUUGCAAUGAUAUUCCCGACGGACUCUACCCAAUCGGCAUUUGCGAACCUCACUUCCUGACUUGCUCCUCCGGAUCUGGACGUUUGAUGCGAUGCCCUGCGGCUCUUUUCUUCGACCCUCUGAACGCUGUCUGCGAGUUCCCCUUCAAACUCGAGGGUUGCUUGGAGAAGAUCAUCGAAGAGGGGUCUUCUGAGUCUUCGGGCGAAUCAUCUGGGGAUAACUCGACUGAAUCUUCGGGCGAGGUUUCUGGAGAAUCUUCCGGACAAAUCGCCGGCGUUAUUUCAUGGGUCGAUGGAGGCGACAGUUUGUAGAUUUUUUUUUUCAAGGUUAUCUGUUUUUUCUAGAAUGCGAGAACCUGCCUGACGGACUUUAUCCUAACGGAGCCUGCUCCUCCAAGUUUUUGACAUGCUCUGGAAGACUCGCCAAGAUCAUGGACUGUCCUUCUUCGCUGUUCUACGACCCAAGCAAGAUGGUCUGCGGAGUGAGGUCCGAAGUCCUCGGAUGCUCGGUCGCUCCUGUCACCGAGUGCAAGGUUUUCACAACAAGUGAUUCUAAACACACCUUCAGUUUCUUUCAGAAAGACGGACUUUUCUCCUUCGGAAAAUGCUCAACUCAGUUCACGUCUUGCGUCAACGGACGAGCCAUCCUCAUGUUCUGCCCCAGUUCUCUGGCUUUUGAUGAAUCAGAGCAGACCUGCAAUUACCCCAAAGAAGUCAAGGAAUGUGAAAACUCGACUGGUAAUCGUCUGUUUUUGAAUUUUCAAGGCUGAAAGGUUCAGGCUCUGGUGAAAGCUCUGGCGAAUCUUUCAUCGAACAAUCCGGAGAAUUCUCUGGUGAGUCCUCCGGCGAGUCUUCCGGAGAGUCUUCCGGAGAAAGCUCUGGCGAAUCUUCUGGUCAAGAAACGGCUGAGUUCUGCAAGAGCAAGGAUGACGGAUUCUACUCGGCUGGUAUGUUUUGUACAUUUUCUCCUGCAGCUACAUUUUAUCUCAUUGUUCAUUUUGAGGAUGCGGUUCGCUAGUUUACGCCUGCUCAAAGUCGCAAACUGAUCGCCUCGACUGCCCGUCACACCUCGUUUUCAACGACGAGAAGAAGUAUUGCGAUUUCCCAUCCAAGUCUUCCGACUGCACUGACCUCAUCGAACAAGGUUUUGGUAUUCCCAUUGAAAUGGAACCAUUUUUUUUUCUCCAGAGGCUAUCACGGCAUUGAGACCAAGUACUGUCAAGUGUGAGAUCGACGGGAUCUUGGUCAGCAACGAAUGCUCUCAAAGAUUCGGUCUGUGUACGUCGGGAACUCUGAUUCCAUUCACAUGCAACGCCGGUGCUGUCUUCGCCAUCAACAAUGGAACAUGCAUCAUCUCUGACGAGGUCCCUCAAUGCCACCACUAA